ACACACAGCCAGCGGCUGCAUCUGCACAGAUGUGAACAUCUGGAUCUUGUUCACACUCAGCCAGAGGAGGACGCCUGGCCUUUCCAGAAAAGGACCAAUCAGAACUAACAGAGGAGGAUGCCCUGGACGGAAUCAAGCAGAGGAAGCACUGACCAAGUCCACACCCAGCUGAGGCCCCAGACAAGGGAGCAGAGAUGCUGGCCUGUGGGAUUCACCUCCCCGGAUCAUUGUGAGCACUAAAAGGAAGUGAAUUCAUACCAAGCAAUUGGGAAGGUGGCUGGUGCAAAGUGGGAAGUCAUCAACCACAAUCACUAAUAAGUAGAGAGCAGGACUCUGAUGUGGCUUGGAAGGAGCUGUAGGAGGGGUGAGGUCACACUGCUUCCAGCCUGAUGCAGACAAGGAGUUGAAGAGAGGUCACUGGGAGCCCGUGCUUCCACCAUGAGCUCAGAAAACUUCGGACACUGCUCAGAUAUUGAGAUCUUUUUGGAGGAGGUCAUUGAAUGUCUCUGGGACAAACUCAGCAGAGAGCAACUAGGACUCCUACUGAAUGAACUCCUGAAGAAACUUAAGACUGAGGACAGAUUGUCCAGGGAAGACGCGGAUGAACUACACAAAUAUCUGAAGGAAUUGAAAAGAGCCUUGGUUGAGGAGGACCAGGAAAGACUCACCAAAGAGGAACUGGACAGGAGGAGGUUUCUGAUUAAGUUUCCUCAGGUGAAACGGCAGCUGGAGGAGUUCAUAGGCAAGUUCCAUAAGCUCGCAGACAAGGUUGACAAGGUGCAUAAGGGAUGUACCAUCUCCAACGUGAUGACCCACAGCACCGGUGCUGUGUCUAGUAUUCUGACCAUUGUUGGCCUGGCUCUGGCACCCGUGACAGCGGGGGCCAGUGUGGUGCUCUUGGCCACAGGGAUAGGGCUGGGAGCAGCAGCAGCUGUGACCGGUGUGUCCACCAGUAUCAUCGAACAUGUGAAGAGGUCAUCAGCAGAAACCGAAGCCAGUCGUAUGAUGUCAAGUGUCGUCAAGAAAUGGAAGGUUCUUCUAGAGGUACUCAAGAGCAACCCCCACAUUGUUGAGACAACAGAGGAAAUCACAGAAAUUGUACAAUGCAUUGAAAUGAAAAUCUGUACCCUGGAGACAGGCAAAGACAACUCUGGCUCUGCAGCCAGUGCAAACAAUUACAUGAGUGCUGGGAGGAUCUCAGUCCCAGCUAUCGAGCAGAUACAGGCAGGUUUCAAAGCCACAGCUUCAACAAUAACCAAAGGAGCCCGGAUCAUGGGUUUGGCCACUGCAGGGGUCUUCCUUCUGGUGGAUGUGGCCUUCCUGGUGAGGGAGUCAAAGCACUUGCACAAUGGUGCCAAGACAGUAACAGCUAAAAGUCUGAGGGAUCAGGCACGGGAUUUUGAGAAGAAGUUGGAGGAGCUUACCCAGAUCUAUGAGAGUCUGCAGGAGGCCGUGAUUUAGCCAUUCCCAGAGCAGUGCGGGGUCCAGGGACACGUGAGGGGCUAACGUGCAGAGGUACCUUGUUAAAGGGAAAGAGGGAGGCCACAUUAAUGAAGCUGGGGGUUAGGAAUUUGGCAUUUCUGUGGUUGAGCACAGCAGUGCAGGGAUGGAUGUAGGUGAUGGAUGAGGAGAGAGAAGGAAGGGGCCUGAAGCCUAGAUUAAGGGAGGAGGGGGCACGAGAGAAUGAGAGGCAGGGAGAAACCACUUUUUUUUCAUACUAAGAACAUUUUAUUUUGUGCUGGAAUAUAGCCGAUUAACAGUGUUGUGAUAGUUUCAGGUGAACUGCAAAGCGACUCAGUCAUACACGUACAUGCAUCCAUUUCCCCCCAAAUUCUGCUCCCAUCAGAAACCACUUACUUUGGACUAUUGAUAACCCUGGAGGCAGAAUAAAGGGAGAGGCAGGCGAACUAGGUAUGAGAGGCCAGGUAUACGAAUGGGUUGACAAUGGGAGAAAGUCAGAGAGUUAGGAUUGUUGGGAUCCAGAAGGAGCAGGGGCUCCUCUAUCGCCCUCCCCAGGCUGUGAUGUUCCAGCAAGAAGAGUCUUCCCCUGCUGGUGGUCUCUGGACCUUUCCUCCAACAUCAACUCACCUUUGGCCUUAGCUGAUGUAUCUUACUUAGGCAGUGACUUAUUUUGUUUGUUUGUUUUAUUGAAGGAUAAUUGAUUUAAAAUAUUCUGUUAAUUCCAGGUAUACAGCAAAGUGAUUCCAUCAUACAGGUAUCUAUGUAUUUAUCUGGGCUUCCCAGGUGGUAAAGAAUGUGUCUGUUAAGCAGAGACACAGGUUUGAUUCCUGGGUAGAGAAGAUUCCCUGGAGUAGGAAAUGACACCCCAUUCCAAUAUUCUUGUUUGGAAAAUCCCAUAGACAGUGGGGCCUGGCAUGCUACAGUCCAUGGGGUUGCAAAGAGUCAGACACAACAGAACAUCUGAGCAUGUGUAUAUCUAUAUUCUUUUUUAUUCAUUUCCAUUAUAGUUUACUACAAGAUAUUGAAUACUGUUCCUAUGCUACUGCAGCAGGAAGGCACUUGUUCAUCUGGUGUGUAUCUGUUAAUCCCAUCUCCUAAUUUGUGUAUCCCAAAAAAACUUUGAUAAAAUGUUCACUAUCUAUGUCUAUGAGUCUAUUUCUAUUCUGUAAGUAAGUUCAUUUGUGCUAUUUUCUGGAUUCUACAUAUAAGUUAAUAUCA
Messenger RNA from Cervus elaphus (red deer), 2679 nucleotides. RefSeq names its product apolipoprotein L3-like. Gene Ontology annotation, cellular component: extracellular region; membrane. Gene Ontology annotation, biological process: lipoprotein metabolic process; lipid transport. The record is from RefSeq and is a predicted model, not a curated record. Bases 439 to 1461 code for a protein of 340 amino acids. NCBI's taxonomy places the organism in Eukaryota, Metazoa, Chordata, Mammalia, Artiodactyla, Cervidae. Gene Ontology annotation, molecular function: lipid binding. The transcript is spliced from 8 exons.